UGUUAAAAUUUGUGGAGGGAAAUUUGGGUGCAGUUAUUAUUAUUUAGGGGGGACAGACGAUUCUGUGGGAUUUGUGGCCGCUGUCACCCGCCUUUCAUCCCCGAUUCUGUGGUUUUGAACGUGUUUACAUGUUUUACUUUACAGCACGGAAAGGCAUAUAAAGUUUUACCGCGUUAGCCAAGGUUCGAUUCCACGCGGCGGCGCGGGAAAGAGUUGCUUUGACACAUUUUCAGUUAUCUGGAAAAGGUUACAGUAAAUUUGAAAAGUGAAUGGUAGAAGUUUCCACAGUGUGCGAAGAACCGCGUUAAAAAUCUAGAAGCUCUGUUUCUUCUUCUUCUUUUCUCGUUUGCAAUGGAGACGAAUGGAAAGGAUGGACCGGCGAGCACACCGGCUAUUUUGAACGUACAGGCUAUGCGUACAGUUUCGCCAUUACUGAGGCCUCAGCAGGCCCGUCUUGCAGUCGCUCCACAGCCUGCAAGUACACAACAUGCUUUUGUUUCUCCGUACCCUGCUUUUGAUGCUGCAGAGAUCCGGAAAAGGAUUCAGCAAAACAUUCUUCUCAGAGCCACAGAACAGUCCAGGAGUUCUGCACUGCCUGGGGCUCGAAACCCUAAUGCUGAAUUCCAUACGCAAGGUACUACUGAUAAAUUCCCUUUUGAAAAAACUAAUUUGGACGCGUUUUGUAAUUGGAAGGGUAGUGUAAAUACGUUAAAGGAGCCCUUCUAUGUUGAAACGGCCAUUAAAACCACCGCUCCCAAGUCAUCUGAUCCGUGUUGGUUCCCGGUUUUUAAUAAGGAACAAUCGGUCUGCAGUCAGACCCCCUGGGUAGUGCACCCUCAAGCAGAUAUGCAUUUAAAUUCUCAGAUGGUUUAUGAUAGUCGGGGUCGUGUGACUCUUGAUAAGUUCAGAGUAAAUGGUGAUCAAAUCCCUGCAACUGUUAAACAUGACUGCCCUUCACAGAACAUUCCUCAUACACAGCACUUCUUCAAAUCCAAUGCCAGUGUACCACGUGUACAUGAGGAGAAUCCGAUUUAUAGUGAACAGUUGCAAAGGGGUAUCAGCCAUAGCGAUCCGUUUCGGCAGCACCCCUCAGAUUUGAAACAACAUGCUAUGCUUUAUAUGCACAACAAGGUAGCUGGAGGAAACAUGGAGGCUACAGAUUUGAAUUCAUCAACUGUCAUGCUUGAUAGUCAAGGCAAUAUAGAUAUAGUGUCAGAAGGAGUAAUCGAGGCCACAAAUAUGGAACUAAAUAGCAUGCCCUCUAAUCCCAAAAUCACAGAAUCCGAAGGAAAUAUUAAGCCUCCAAACUUGUAUCUCCGUGCCAUGCCUGAUAAUCGAGAAAAUACUCAACCUGAUGGAAACACUAAUUCUGCAAGUUUGUAUCAAGAAAACACAGAAUCUGAGAGAAAAAUUGAAGGUGAAAAUCAGAACAUUCAAAUUCCCUCUAAUAGUUGCAGACAACUUAUGGAAGCCAACACACCGAUCAUAGAGACACCUGUCAAAUUUAAUAACUAUUUACCAGUACCAGUUAUACCCAAGGCGGAAUAUAUCCCUGAUUAUAGUACUCCCAAGCCGCCUGGAGAAUAUGGUGCUAGGCCAGUUCAUUCUUCAAGCUUGUAUUCAGGCAAUCUGUCUCUUGUACCCAAAACAGAAUAUGAAAAUUCAAGGAGCGUAGCUAUCGUACAAAACCACAUAGAGAGGGGGAGUACUUCAACACUAAUGGUACCUAAUAUGAAUGACCAGGUGGUGCCAACUGCAGAUGAAUUGAGGUCUGCUCUUGCGAAGAGUCUGAAACGCUUCAAGGAUUUAACUGUGCUCUAUCCAGGUUCUUCCACACUUGAGCCUCAUGGUAGUCUGUCUAUGUUCGUGAACACAGAGACCGAAAUUGGCAGCAGAAAGCGCAAGCGACCUAGACCCACUAGACCUAGACCAGUGAUCCAAAAUCCAUAUCCAUCUGUUAAUGGCAACGACAGGGAAUUAGUCAUGAGGGCCCUCGUGACAUAUGAUGCAUUGAGGCGUCAACUUCAGGAUGAAACCAGGCGGCCUGAUUUGCAAGCAGGGGUCUUGAUGUUGGAUAAAGGAUUGGCAGUAAACCGAGACAGAAGGAUAGUGGGUGCCAUCCCGGGUGUCAACGUGGGUGAUCACUUCUAUUUUCGGAUGGAGCUCUGCGUGAUUGGUUUGCAUUGCCCAACUCAGGCCGGCAUUGAUUAUAUCACUGCUAAAAACAAUGAAUGGAAUGAGCCUGUUGCUACCAGUAUCAUUGCUUCGGGUGGAUAUGAGGACGACGAGGAUGUUAGUGGCGAAGAAUUGAUUUAUACCGGUCACGGAGGAAACAAUUAUCUAUUGGAUAGAAAGCAGCCCGUUGAUCAAAAGCUUGAGAGGGGUAAUUUUGCCUUGGAACGGAGCAGACACUAUCAAAUUGAGAUUCGAGUGAUUCGCGGCAUCAAGGAUAGCGGGAGUCCUUCUGGUAAGAUUUAUAUAUACGACGGCCUUUAUAAAGUUCAAAAUUCUUGGUUAGAUAGAGGGCGUUCAGGAUCUGGGGUCUUUAAGUACAAGCUUAUUAGGACACCAGGCCAACCUGAACUGGGUUCUGUAAUUUUGAAGAACGCUAGGAGAUGGAAGUUAGAUCCUACUUUGAGAGUUGGUCUUGUUCAUCCUGAUGUAUCCUUGAGGAUCGAGAACUUGCCUGUUUGUCUUGUUAAUGAUGUUGACAAUGAAAAAGGGCCACCACAUUUUGAGUACAUUACUAGUGUUAGAUAUCCUGAUUUCUUAGUGAGCAUUUCUCAGGGAUGUGAAUGUUUGGGUCAGUGUAGUACAAUGCAUAACUGCUCCUGUAUUCAGAAGAACGGAGGGCAGAUGCCCUACAAUGCUAAUGGUGUUCUUAUCAAGGGGAAGCCUUUGGUUUAUGAGUGUGGCAAUCACUGCAAAUGUCCUCUAAGCUGUUGGAACAGAACAACCCAAAGGGGGUUGAAUGCCCGUUUGGAGAUUUUCAGAACUAGAGGUGCUAGUGCUAAUGCUAAUGGAUGGGGUGUGCGGUCUUGGGAUCCAAUUCCAGCAGGUAGCUUUAUAUGUGAAUAUACAGGUGAAGUUAUAUACACAGAAGGGAUAGAUGCAGAUCAACAAUGCAACGUGGACAGUGAAUAUAUAUUUAAUCCGAGGAAAGUUACAGAAUGUGGAGAUGUCUCUCAUAUUCUUUGUGAACAGCAGCAAGAUGCUUCGUCGAUUCUAGUUUGUGCACCAACUCCAGCAAAUCUCAAUUUUCUCAUAGAUGCCAGCAAAAUGGGGAAUGUUUCUCGUUUCAUAAAUCAUGGUAGUUUUCCUAAUGCUAAUGUCUUUGUGCAGUUUGUCUUACACGAUCAUCUGGAUUGUAGAUUCCCUCAUGUGAUGCUCUUUGCUCUGUAUAAUAUUCCUCCUCUAACCGAGCUGCUGCUUGAUUAUAAAGAAGAGAAAGUUCUGAUUCAGCCACAAGAAGAUGUUUUGAUUAAGGCCAAAGAAGAGGCAGACAUUGGAUCUGCUUUUGAAUGUAGUCAUAAAGUAGUGAAGAUUGAGCCUUCUUAUACAUAAUAUCAUCAAGGGUACUGUGUUUUGUUUA
Molecule: messenger RNA, 3592 nt
Organism: Cryptomeria japonica (Japanese cedar)
Lineage: Eukaryota; Viridiplantae; Streptophyta; Pinopsida; Cupressales; Cupressaceae
Product: histone-lysine N-methyltransferase family member SUVH9
Exons: 4
Coding region: 352-3564 (1070 amino acids)
Cellular component (GO): nucleus
Molecular function (GO): protein binding; zinc ion binding; histone methyltransferase activity
Source: RefSeq, a predicted model, not a curated record